This is a messenger RNA of Aegilops tauschii subsp. strangulata, 1410 nucleotides long. RefSeq lists its product as uncharacterized. Lineage: Eukaryota; Viridiplantae; Streptophyta; Magnoliopsida; Poales; Poaceae. The record is from RefSeq and is a predicted model, not a curated record.
AAAACAGGAAAACGGUGGAGAAGAUCAGCUUUUUUUUUUGCGGGUGAAGAUCAGCUGUUUUAUUGGAAGUCGCGCUAGCUCUGGUGGGCUAGGGAAGGUAGCACCUGUGAACUUGGCGUUCUCGGCCUGUAUAAUCCAGAUAGGGCCGUGCUGGGCCAUUCGGCCUGGUUUGAAUGUGAACCCGGACAAAGUGGACUCCUCUUUCCAAACACGCCCAAAGAAUUUCCGGAGCUACCUAAAAAAAGAAUUGAUUCUAAAAAAAAACUAAAAAAAGAAUUUCGGGAGCGAACGCGAACACGCACGCGCACGACCCCCGCGAGGUCAUUUUCGCAUUGCAUCCUGCCGGCGGCGGCCGCGACACCACACGAUGCAGCCCUUCUCGCGGCACACCAGCUUCUUCGCGUCCCUCAAGCAGGUGGAAGACCGGUUGGCGGCGGAGGAGCAGCCGCCAGCGCCCCGACAGCCCGUCGCGCCGCCGCUGUUCUCGGACACCAUGACCGCAUCCCCGCUCUUCCUCGGCGCGUCGACGGCCACGGCCACCGACCGCGGCGGCGGCGGGGAGAGCAGCGACGCGGCGCUGGACUUCCUCACCCUCUCCAAAGAUGAAGCGCGCGUGCAAGAGCCCCAACAAGACUCUGACGACGACGAUGACGAUGACGGCGACGAUAGCGGGGCGGACAUAGCGCGGCUGAUGGCGCUUCUCGGCCUAUCGCCGCCGCCAUGGAUCGGCGACGACGGACGCGACAGCGGCGGGUGCGACUGCAGCGGCGGCGACGGGUUCAUGGCGAAGGUCGUCGGAGUGGUCGGACCCAAGUGUGAGAAGGAGAAGGGGAGGGUGGACGGCUGGAUCCAGCAUUACUACGGCGGCGGCGGCGAGUGCAGGGAGCCCGCGAGGCUGGCGCAUCUGUUGCUCGCCAAGGCCUCGUGGUCCUGGGAUGGAGAAGGUCCCGAGGAUAGAUCAGCCAUUGCAUUCCCUUCCGCGGUGAAGGAGUUCUUGGACCGUGAUGCGCCGCCGCGGUUGACGGAGGAGGGGGAGCAUAGGGAGACAGAGUGAUGAUUGGACGGAGGACCUCUCUGUAGUGUGUUCGCCAAAGCAUACUUCAAAGUUCAGAGAACACAGUGAUGAUGGAUGUGCAAACUGAAUGUUUGUAUUCUGAAAUUGUCAAACGCAAUGUGUUGCUACCAGAGAAGAACACAUGGGCAACCUGUCGAAAAUUUUACAUCUAUUUACUAGAGUUUUCAGGGAUUUUCACCUGCAUUUUGCUCCAGUGACAUGUCUUGGGUUCAUCUUCAUGCUAGGAUGUAAUCUGUGGUGGGCACAUGUGCCAAUGGUAAGCAACAAGAUAUGCAAAAACAUGUGAUGUUUUCUUCUGUCAUGGCAACAUAUGCGAAUCAAAAUCACUUAGCGAA